GCAACGGCGUAAUUUUUUGCUUUUUUCAAACCUUUUUUUCCCGAACUACUCUCGCGUCUUUGGCUUUGCUUCAUCCCCUUCCUUCGUUCCUUGUCUGAAAAAAUACGUUACCCCAGAAUAGAGAAAACACACGCUACUCUCGGUUCCAAUUUCAAGCUUCAAAGCCACGUUUUCCAUUAUAUCGCUACAAAACAAAACAACCCAACGUCCCAUUAUUUCUUCAAAAACGGAGAAAACAUUGCAAAAAACAUGAUUUCUCCGUUUUCAUUUACACCGCCGCCGCCGCCGCCGCAAAAACCGCGAAGACGGAAAUGUCCGACGUCUCACGCCGUCUAACGCCCACGACGCGCAUACACAUAAUGGCCUUAGACGGCAUCGUUAACGUCAAUUCACUCUUCUCCUUCGCGAUCUUCGUCGGCCUCAAUUGGUACCCCACCACCGACCCCGCCUCCAUGCUUAUCGGCUCCGACAAGGCUUGCGCCGCUGGGGCCGACUCAGCCGAGGGUCUCAUUGCUUUCCACGUGUACUCCUUCAGCUCCUUCCUCUUCUCCAGCCUCGUCGCCCUCGCUCUCAAGCAAGCCAUCAAGAUCAGCCGAGCCGCCGGCCACGACGGUGGCUACGGCUACCACGUCCGUGGCACCAACAUGGGUCAUUUGAACCGGGUCGCUUUGCGGGUCGGGACGUUGGUUUCGGCUUUCGGGUCGGUUUUGGGGUGUGGGUUUUUGAUGAUGGCUCUGGUGGAUUUGGUUCAGAUCAAAUUGGGGAGGUUGGAUUGUGGGAAUUUCUACACUUUGGCUGCAAUUGGUCCUCUGGUGACUUUGGUUCCUCUGGCCCUCGUCAUCUAUGUGUUUCUUGUGCUACACGCUUUUACUCGAUAGAAAAGUAUAAAUCCAUGAAAAGGGAAAUUGAAUUUAUAUUUUUAUCUGUAGAGACAAAUUGUUCAUAUAUGAAUUGAUUAAGGCUUGAAAUUUGGGUUGUCGGGUAGACCAAAAUGAAUUUAUGAAGUCAAUGGAUGUUGCUUCUGUGAAAA
Molecule: messenger RNA, 1030 nt
Organism: Prunus mume (Japanese apricot)
Lineage: Eukaryota; Viridiplantae; Streptophyta; Magnoliopsida; Rosales; Rosaceae
Source: RefSeq, a predicted model, not a curated record